Molecule: messenger RNA, 1005 nt
Organism: Vicia faba (fava bean)
Lineage: Eukaryota; Viridiplantae; Streptophyta; Magnoliopsida; Fabales; Fabaceae
Source: the annotation of a GenBank genome assembly
AUGGAGCUUUUGAAACUGUUACUAAUCCUAAUUACUAUUCUGUCUAAUGUUCUAACUUUAAGGAGUAGUGAACUUCUUGUUCAUGAGUACUACAAGGAAAAGUGUCCCUUAGCUGAAGAGAUAGUGAGACAUAACAUGGAAGUCGCAAUUUAUAAAGAUCCACGUUUAGCUGCGUCACUACUUCGAUUACACUUCCAUGAUUGUUUUGUCAUGGGGUGUGAUGCAUCAGUACUUUUGGAUAGUGUUGAGGGAAUGACGAGUGAGAAACAAGCUGGACCGAAUUUGAAUUCUUUACGCGGUUUUGAAGUCAUUGACAAGAUAAAGUAUUUGCUUGAAGAGGAAUGUCCUCUCACUGUUUCAUGUGCGGAUAUUCUUGCUAUGGCUGCUCGUGAUGCUGUUGAAUUGAGAGGAGGACUAAGAUGGGAAGUGUGGCUGGGGAGGAAGGAUUCCCUUGAGUCAAGUUUCAGUGGAGCUAACCUAUUCAUCCCUGCUCCAAAUUCUUCUUUACAGACCUUAAUUAACAAUUUUAAGCAACAGGGUCUUGACAUUGAAGACUUGGUUGUUCUAUCAGGUAGCCAUACUAUAGGAAGGGCAAGAUGUGUAAGUUUCAGGCAAAGGAUCUAUGAAACAAAACAAGAAUAUCACUAUGGCUAUGACUAUGAUCAUGAUCGCUACAAAAGAUACACAACCUUCAGAAGAAUCCUAGGGUCAAUAUGUCCUGUUAAAGGAAGGGACAACAAAUUUGCACCCCUUGAUUUUCGAACACCGAAAAGAUUUGAUAACCACUACUUUAUUAACAUUCUUGAAGGAAAGGGAUUGUUAGGUUCUGAUAAUGUUUUGAUCAACCAAGACUUGGAUGGAAAGAUCAGGGAACGGGUGUUGAGUUAUGCCUCAGAACUUUUCUUUGCUUCAUUUGCUAAGUCUAUGAUUAAGAUGGGAAACAUCAAUGUUCUUACCGAAGAUGCAGGAGAAAUAAGAAGGAACUGUAGGGUUGUCAACACAUAG